AUGGCCCUUCUAAGCAAUUCAGAGUUCCUCCAAGCAGCAGCAAAGCUGUUUGCAAGUGCGCAAGAGACGAGAUCGUCGUUGUAUAUAACGCAAAAGCGUCUCAAUGUUGAGGACCCGGUAGAAGACGAGGACUCGAAGAGCCAGGUGUCCCAGUUCCUGUCGCAGCCACCGUUACUGGCGGUCUCGAAGAUAACGAAGCCUACAAAGACGUAUCCAAUUCUGAUAAGAAUCACAGACGGUGCGAAGGAUAAGUCCAAGAAGCAGAAGAUCUCAACGCAGGUGGAGCCUGAGCAUCUGAGCAAGUUCUGGAGGGAGUACUCGUCUGUGGUGAAAUCCGGGGCUACAGGGCUGAAGAAGAAAGAGAAGGGUAAGAAGAAGAAGAAAUCUGCGAAAUGA
Molecule: messenger RNA, 396 nt
Organism: Williopsis jadinii
Lineage: Eukaryota; Fungi; Ascomycota; Saccharomycetes; Phaffomycetales; Wickerhamomycetaceae
Gene: SRP14
Product: RNA-binding signal recognition particle subunit SRP14
Exons: 2
Coding region: 1-396 (131 amino acids)
Biological process (GO): SRP-dependent cotranslational protein targeting to membrane
Cellular component (GO): signal recognition particle, endoplasmic reticulum targeting
Molecular function (GO): 7S RNA binding; endoplasmic reticulum signal sequence receptor activity
Source: RefSeq, a predicted model, not a curated record